Molecule: messenger RNA, 921 nt
Organism: Plodia interpunctella (Indianmeal moth)
Lineage: Eukaryota; Metazoa; Arthropoda; Insecta; Lepidoptera; Pyralidae
Gene: Rpp30
Product: RNaseP protein p30
Exons: 1
Coding region: 125-916 (263 amino acids)
Biological process (GO): tRNA processing
Cellular component (GO): nucleolar ribonuclease P complex
Molecular function (GO): RNA binding
Source: RefSeq, a predicted model, not a curated record
GUACCGAAGAACGACGUAAUGAAAAUAUUGUAAACAAAAAAAACAUAAAACAACAAUGUGCUUUUGAGACGAAGUUUUAUAAUAUUUAAGUAAAGUCUGUAAGAAUCUGUUUGUAGAAUACAACAUGGAGAAUCGAAAUUGGGGAUUUUGUGAACUUUCUAUCGACAGAAAUUUUCCUACUGGAGAUUUAAAAAAAUUAGGAGAUUUAGGUUAUCAUACCAUAACAAUAAACAGUUACGUGGAGGAAGCUACUGACGAACCGAAGAAAAAGAAGAAAAAAGGAGACUUGAAAGAAAAGAAAGAUGCCAUGCCUGCGCCAUUGGAAAUUCCUCAAGAAUUGUCUCGUACUUCCAAACUAAAUAUUCUUCAAAGAAUUACCAUUGAAUUUUCAGAUUCAAGUAUUGCACAUAAAAUGAAUCAGUCAGAGAAUUUAAAAAAGUUUGAUAUUAUUGCAGUAGUACCCAAAACUUUACAGGCUUUUCAAUAUGCAUGUGGGACAAUGGAUGUUGAUGUAAUAACUUUUGAUCCGCAGACCAGAAUUCCGUUUAAGAUAAGUCGAAAGUUGUACAGACAGGCUGUAGAAAGAGGUCUAUUUUUUGAGUUAAUGUACGCUCAGGCAAUAAGAGACUCCACAGCUAGGAAAAAUAUAAUAAGUACAGCUCAUACUUACCAUGCCAUUGGUAAAUCGAAAAAUAUUUUUAUUAGUAGUGGAGCUGAAAACCUGUCGCAAGUCAGAAAUGUCCAUGACGUCAUCAAUCUUGGAUUUUUGUUAGGAUUAAAUAGUAAUGAAAGUUUGAAUACAGUAAAAAAUAAUGCAAGAAGGUUAAUCUUAAAAUCUGAGGGUAGAAGAUAUGGAAAGCACUAUAUGAAAGUGGAGACUGUACAAAAUAAUGAUAAUAAAACAAUAGACAAAUAAACAUA